Oldenlandia corymbosa var. corymbosa is the source of this 1506-nucleotide messenger RNA. The record is from the annotation of a GenBank genome assembly. Lineage: Eukaryota; Viridiplantae; Streptophyta; Magnoliopsida; Gentianales; Rubiaceae.
AUGGAUCAAGUGCUUGCGAAAGCUAGAGAACAACUGUAUGACUGCAAGCUGGUCACUGGGAAGCUCAGAGCAAUGCUACAAUCUGCUGAUGAGCAAGUGCGAAGUUUGAAGAAACAGAGCACAUUUCUCAGUCAGUUGGCUGCCAAGACAAUUCCAAAUGGAAUCCACUGUUUGUCAUUGCGGUUAACAAUUGAUUAUUAUCUUCUUGAACCAGAAAAAAGAAGCUUCCCCAGAAUGGAGAAUUUGGAAAAUCCAAACCUAUAUCACUAUGCCCUCUUUUCCGACAACGUUCUUGCUGCCUCUGUUGUUGUUAACUCAACCAUAAAGAAUGCCAAGGAACCUGAGAAGCACGUUUUCCAUCUGGUGACUGACAAAUUAAAUUUUGGAGCAAUGAACAUGUGGUUCCUACUGAAUCCUCCUGGAAAAGCUACGAUUCAUGUUGAAAAUGUUGAUGAAUUUAAGUGGUUAAACUCGUCGUAUUGCCCAGUUCUAAGGCAGCUUGAAUCUGCUGCCAUGAAAGAGUACUACUUCCAGGCAGCUCAUCCUACGAUAGUUUCUGCUGGUUCUUCUAACCUGAAGUAUAGGAAUCCCAAGUACCUUUCAAUGCUCAACAAUCUGAGGUUUUAUCUUCCACAGGUGUAUCUGAAGUUGGAUAAAAUUCUGUUUCUCGAUGAUGAUAUAGUUGUCAAAAAAGACCUGACUGGACUAUGGGCUGUUGAUCUGCAUGGAAAAGUUAAUGGUGCCGUUGAAACUUGUGGUGAAAAUUUCCAUCUCUUUGACAAGUAUCUCAACUUUUCUAAUCCUCAUAUUGCUCGGAAUUUUGACCCCAAUGCUUGUGGUUGGGCCUAUGGGAUGAACAUGUUUGACCUUAAGGAGUGGAAAAAGAGGGAUAUCACUGGCAUAUACCACAGAUGGCAGAAUUUGUCGGUGGAUUCAAAUUGGUUGGUUGGAACCUGCACCCUCUGGCGUGUUAAUUUUGCAAGGUUGACUCGCACUUUGAGGGAGGGAGGAAGAGCGUUGUGUCCUUGUGAUGAGCUGUGGCUUGGAAAAGCUCAUAUACCUCGCAUCUCUAAAGUUCGAGGAUUAUCAAAGCUAGAAGUGUACUCAUUGUCCACCAUGGAUGGCAAACGUACUCGGAUAAGGAGGGAUGAUUUAUGCGAUCAUGAUUGGGAGUUUCAUUUCACAAAGACAGCGCCGGUAUACUGGCGAAACCUAGAUCCUUACUGGAACGGUACCGGACAGAUCAUGCACCGUUAUUUCCAUCAGGACGGAAGCCAAACUGCAGAUCCAGGUGACGAGGUGUGGGGUGGUCAUGAGGCAUGUUACUGUGUAGUCACUGGGAUGGAAACUGGUGGGAAGAUCAGAGAACAUUAUGUAAGAAUUAACCGCUCGGCGCCCAUGUCUAUUUCCAGGAAUCUAGACUGGAGCUGGGAGAUGAACAACAACUUCUGUUCCUACUCUAGCAUCCCAAAUCCUGACAAGAUCGAAGGAACAGGUCCUCUGUAA